AUGCUGGGGGUGAUGGGCUGGCCAGUGACAAAGAAGCUGGCAGAGUGGGCUGGUCAUGGUAUUGCAGACGUGUCCAUGCUCUCCGGAAGCCAGAAGGCUGUGCUUAUGGCAGGGAAUGGCAUGGACAUUCCAUCGGUGGGCUUUUGCAUUAUGCUGGAGUGUAAUGAUGGUGGUGGUGAGUCUGAGUCUGGAUAUGAAGCAGAUGCAGACGCAAACAACGAGAUCGGCGAAAGUAGCAAAGCGUUGGUGGAGCUGUCGUUUGCUACCUUGAACAGCUUUUUGAAGGGAAAGCUCUGCAAAGUUGACCAGCAGGAGCCUUCACAGCCGCCUCGCAAGAGGAGAGUUUACAACAAUGCCAACAGAGCUGCAGCUGCGGAGGCCAAGUACAUGGUCCCGCGCAGCCCAUCACUCCGCACAUGCUACCGUGGAGCAAAGCACCGAAGAGCAAAGCUAAAGCUCCACGCCAUGUGGGCAGCAGGCUAUUGCUUGAGGAUUGUUGUGGUGGAGGAGAACACCUAUUGUGGACUUCGCAGCUGGGUGAAUGGUGAGAUCUACGUGUCAUGCUUACGGCAGUACCGGGACUGGAAGCAGCACUUCCUCAGUGUGAUGGCUCGCAGACCUGUACCACAGAUUGUUGCAGAUGGGUGGAUGGAAUUAGCCAAGAUCUUUGAGCGGCUAUUAGGUGGAUCGGAGGCAACAGUACAAGCUGCCAAGUAUUUGCGUGGUUUGGCUCAGAACAAUCUGCCGUUACAUGAGCUGCAUCCACUGCCUUGGCAUGAAGCUGAGCCAGAUGGAGAGCAAUUUGUGGAAGGGAGCAAGCGCGUGGCCAGAGUUAUCCAUCUCCGAGACCAGGUCGACACAGGCCUUCGCUUGGCAGAGGCUGUCAUGCAAAAGAGGUGCAUGAUGACAAUGGCUGAUCCUCGAGCGCAACACUUGACAGCUUUGGUCAAGCGAGUCUUGCAUGACGCAACUUCUGGAAAAUUUGGUGACGCCGACCUAGCGAGGAUGCAUCAUGUCGGCUUUGCUGACCUGUCCAAGCUGGGCAGGAUGACAGCUGUCCAGGUGGACGACUGCGCCAGGUGGGCAAAACGUGUUCUAGAGCUCAACCCAGAGUACAGCCACUUGCCAGCAAUACACCUGGAGGACAAAGAAGAAACUGCCCAGUGGCUCGGGGCAAGAGGCACCAUCAAAUCCAUGCUGGAAGGGUGCAUCGGACGUGUGUCAAGCAUGAAGGGUCAAUCCCUCAUCCUGCACAACUAUACUAUGUAUGAUGGCUGCUUCGAGAAGACCUGUGCUGAACUCAUGACCGAUCUUGAGUCCAGCUGCUAUGUGGCAGUAUUUUCCCAGACCGAAGAUUGCACAAUUCUGCAGUAUGCACUGACCCAAAUGAAGGACAAACUCUUGGAGGACAGGGACAUUAUUCCUAGAUAUGUGAGAAACCCUGACGAGGACUGGAAGCAGUCAUGUGGAUUGAUGUCAACGGUCACCCCCAAGUUCAGUGCAGAACCUGAUCUAUCAGAGUUUUCAGCACCGAAGCCACCAGCAUUGCGUUUGUGUACCAUGACUUCACAGGGCCACCUCCAGCUUCCGGAUGCAGUGAGGAAGAAAUGGCUGUCGGACCCUGACCCUGAACAAGCUGCUGUUCCAAAUCCCACAAGCGGCCAGGAGAACCUUGACUUGGGACAAACCCCAGCCGAGACUCCUCAGGAACCUAUUGUGGGGAAUGCCGCGCCACCUAGCAUGACAGAAGAGGUAUUCAACCAGAAGUUCCCAGAGAUUGCAUGCAGCGUCACGCUGAACAUGGGGCAAAAUGUCAUUUGCCACUAUGCUGAUGGGAAGUGCUUCCUGACCACCGCAACAAAGUUCACUCUGGUUGGGCUGGAUGGCGCGAACCCGAAACCACUCUUCUUAUUUGGUGGUGGAUCAUGGAUCUCCGACGCCAAGGCUGAACUGCAGCCAAAAAACACUGGUUGGUUGUGGGGGGUUGGGGCCAAGGACUACAUCAGCAAAGAAGCGAAUUCAAACAAAUCCGUGGAAUUUCGAUUGGAGAGUUCAGAUGACUGGGUGGUUCUUGAAGAACAGGUUCAAGGUGGAGGUGUGGCUGAUUCAUCACCAAUGUCCUUGUUCAAGCUCCUGACCACAAUCGAAAAGCGCGGAGCAGUGGACUUCAAAUUGACAGGCCACAAGAUUGAGCGUCCUGCGGCAGUUCGUCGGGGUGAGGCAGCAGAUGCCAUAGAUGUCAGUCACGAGACAUUCGGUCUACAAAAUGAACAACGUGGUGCAGAAGCACGUCAAAGCAGGAUCUUUGGCAAGCUUCAUUGGGCAGAAAGCAUUGAGCGGAUCUCAGCACAUCACAUUGGUGUGGCGUGCCUUGGUUGUUUUUUCUUUUUGUUACUUUGA
Molecule: messenger RNA, 2400 nt
Organism: Durusdinium trenchii
Lineage: Eukaryota; Dinophyceae; Suessiales; Symbiodiniaceae
Source: the annotation of a GenBank genome assembly